AUGAGCUGGCAACCAACACAGGCCGACCUGGAGGAGCGCCUUGAACAACUCCGUUUCGUCCCAGAUUUUCUCGCCUACCUCACCUACGUCCUCAUUCACUGCGUCGGCGAACAAGACUCUCACCGUGCAGUCGCGGGUCUUUUACUCAAAAACGCUCUCGUUGCACGAUCUGGUCCGCCGCAAAAUGAGGCGGACGGGAGAGCACUGGCAUACGUCAAAGCUACCAUCUUGACAGGUUUGCAAGACAAAGAUCAGAUGAUAAGACAAACCGUAGGGGCUGUCAUCACUUCUUUACUGAGUAAUGAUGAGACUGGUGCUUGGCCAGAAGCUUUGGACGCAGUUACGAAUGGUAUGAGUUCACAAGAUCCUAAUCUCGUCGAAGGAGUCUUUAACACGUUAGAUAAAAUUUGUGAAGAUUGUCCUCACAAGCUGGACGUCUGGGUCGGGGGACAAAACCUUUUGGAUCAUAUCGUUCCACAACUCAUCAAAUACACCGCUCAUUCUACUUCCAGAAUUCGUCUUUACGCCUUGGAAUGUCUUGUCAACCUCUGCGAAAUUCGUGCUCCAGCUAUAUCAGCCAAUAUCGAUUCUUACAUCCAAGCAUUGUUCGCUCGAGCGGGAGACGAAUCAUCCGACGUUCGACGAGUCGUAUGUGCUUCUUUGGGGCAUGUACUGAAUCAUCGUCCAGAUAAAUUGGUGCCCGAGCUUAACAAUGUGGUUGACUAUAUCGCGUAUUGUUCAAAGGACCAAGACGAGCUGGUCGCACUUGAAGCUAGCGAGUUUUGGCUCACUUUUUCAGAGGAACAAGCUCUUCGUGAUCAGUUACGACCAUUUCUUCCGAAAAUCACACCUCUACUCUUGGAUGGGAUGGUUUAUUCGGAUUAUGAAUUGGCCACUUUGGAUGCGGACGAAGACGAUGAAGCUGUACCGGAUAGAGAGACCGAUAUCAAACCCAGAGGAUACUCCGCAAAGACGCAUGGUGCUCAUGAAUCCAACGAAGCUUCCGCAUCUUCAGGUCCCAGCGGCAAAUCCAGAGAAGCAGCAGACCGAGCGUUCAACGAAGAGGAGGACGAUGAUGAUGACGACGAUGACUUUGUGGACGAUGAAGAUUACGGUGGAGAAUGGAACAUGCGAAAAUGCUCUGCGGCGGCUUUGGACGUUUUGGCUGUUUCGUUUGGACCCGAACUCAUGGACAUCUUAUUACCGUACUUGAAAGAAAGAUUGUUUUCGGGGGAGUGGGUCGAAAGGGAGAGCGGUAUCUUAGCAUUAGGUGCCAUCGCAGAAGGAUGCAUCGACGGUUUGGAACCUCAUCUACCCCAGCUUGUGCCUUGGCUGCUUCAAUCAUUGAAGGAUAGCAAGGCUCUGAUACGGUCCAUCACUUGUUGGACUCUUGGUAGAUAUUCCAGCUGGUGUGUACAUGCCUUUCGAGAUGACAAGACUAAGGUCUUCAUCCCGACCAUGGAAGGACGAGUUCAAGAAGCAGGCUGCAGUGCAUUUGCCACACUCGAAGAGGAAGCUGGUUCAGAGAUCACCCCAUUCCUCGAACCCAUACUUCGUAACCUCACCAACGCUUUCGAGAAAUAUCAACAAAAGAACCUGCUCAUCCUAUAUGAUGCUUUGGGAACUCUUGCCGACGCCGUUGGAUCUGCACUUGGGCAACCACUAUAUCUUGAGAUUCUUAUGCCUCCUCUGAUUCAAAUGUGGAUGAAGUUGGGUGACGACGACGAAGGUCUUGUACCUCUCCUGGAGUGUCUGUCCUCAGUCGCCAUAGCCGCAGGAACAGCUUUCUCUCCUUAUACAGUUCCUGUCUAUCAAAGAUGUGUUCAAAUUAUCAAUACCCGUUUACAAGAAUACCAAAAAUACGAAAGUGCACCCGAUGAUUUUGAUGAACCCGAUCGGACAUACAUAGUCGUCGCUCUUGAUCUAUUAUCAGGUCUUACACAAGGUUUAGGUGAACAAAUACAUCAAUUAGUAGCUACCAGUCAACCACCUUUACUUCAUCUUAUGGCAGUAUGUCUAACCCAUUACGAACCUCCUAUUCGACAAUCCGCUCACGCGUUAUUGGGUGAUAUGGCAAUAUCUUGUUUCCCACUUCUUAAACCUAUCAUGUCACAAUUUCUACCUACCGUCACUGAACAAAUAAUCGCUGAACCACCUGCGGAUUGUGUGAGCGUUUGUAACAACGCUACUUGGGCAGUAGGUGAAAUAGCCAUGCAAUACGCAAGCGACUCAACAGAAUUACAACCUUUCGUAUCUGCUUUAAUCCAACGUUUGGUGCCUAUUCUACUUAGCAAGAAUUCACCGAAAAGUCUAUCGGAAAAUGCCGCUGUGACUAUAGGUAGAUUAGGUUUGGCUUGUCCGGCUGUGGUAGCUCCGGAGCUGAGGACUUUUGCUCAAGAAUGGUGUACCGCUUUAUGGGAGAUUAAGGAUAAUGAAGAGAAAGAUUCAGCUUUUAGAGGUUUUUGCAUGAUGGUUUCUAUCAAUCCUUCGGGUAUUGAGCAUUGCUUCGUAUUCUUCUGCAACGCAGUUUGUAAAUGGACGAACCCAUCCGCUCAACUGAACACCAUGUUUCAACAGAUUCUUCAAGGAUUCAAAGAUGGUCUAGGACCAAAUUGGGAACCAACUCUAGCAGGAUUCCCCCCCGUCCUUCGUGAUCGUAUGAGGGAACGAUAUGGCGUUUAG
Molecule: messenger RNA, 2682 nt
Organism: Tremella mesenterica DSM 1558
Lineage: Eukaryota; Fungi; Basidiomycota; Tremellomycetes; Tremellales; Tremellaceae
Exons: 10
Coding region: 1-2682 (893 amino acids)
Biological process (GO): protein import into nucleus
Cellular component (GO): nucleus; cytoplasm
Molecular function (GO): nuclear import signal receptor activity
Source: RefSeq, a predicted model, not a curated record